This is a messenger RNA of Notechis scutatus (mainland tiger snake), 990 nucleotides long. Lineage: Eukaryota; Metazoa; Chordata; Lepidosauria; Squamata; Elapidae. The record is from RefSeq and is a predicted model, not a curated record.
AUGCGCGCUUCGGCCGCCGCCACCUUCCCCUCGCCGGGAAGCGCGCCGGGCGAGGCGCCGGGCAGGGGCGGCCGGGCUGGGCCCGAAGGAGGCGGGGGCUGCCCGGGGCUCUCCCAGCUGGGCCCGGACCGCCGCCUGAAGAGCGCGCCCCUCUUGCCCCGCCCGGCCCCCAGCCUCGUCCGGCUGCGGAGGCCGAAGGGCGCAGCGCCAGGGCGGGCAAGGGCCGCCAAGGGUCUCCGGCCCCCGCAGCGGAGAGCGGCCCCCGACCGGCUCGGAGCCUCCUCCGCGGAGGGCCCCCCCGCAGACGCCCACCGAGCGCGGCUGCCAGACCCUCCGGUCGGCCGCGGGUCCUUCUCCCGGGGAGUCGGGGAGGCCGGCAGGUGCAGCGGCGCCACUUCCCGCCCGCAGGAGCCGCCCGCCUCCCCGCCACCGCCUCCCGCCCAGGGCCCCCUUACCGGCGGGGACGGGAGGCGCCGCACAGCGGGGGAAAGCCGCUCCCUCUGCCCGCCCCCUGCGGCUCCGCGCCUGGGCGGCCUGGCCGGGCGGAGGGGAGACGAGCCGCGCCGUGACGAAGCAGGACUGGGCGCGCCGGGCGAGGCGGAGGGCGGGCAUCUCUCCGGCCGCAGCCCCGCCGCCCCCGCCGCCCCUCCCAGCCUCCCUGCCCGUCGGCCGCCGACAGCCCGCAGGCCCCCGGUUCGCCCAGGCCCCGGACCCGCCCCGAGCGCCGCUUCCCCGGCCCCGGUUCCCCCGCGGAAGGCGGACCAGCUGCCCCGCGCCCGCAGCGCCUCCCUCGCGGGGCGCAGCGCCGCAAUCGGAGAGCUGGAGCGAAGCGGCGCCGGAGGAGACCUGCCUCUCGCCCCAAGUCGCCCCGGUGCCCCCCUCCGCCUCCGGGCCUACCUUCACUGGAGCCGCUCCGUCCUGGGGGCGCCAUCCGCCCCGCGGCCAGCAUCUCUUCCCCGCCGCCGCCGCGCCCGUCACCUCCGCGGCUGA